CUAUGUAUGAGGGAGAGGGCACUCAUCUUCCUCGGCCUCUCGUCGGCUCGCCAUUGAUAGGUCAAGACUCAAGAGCAUACCUACCUCUAAGUACGAGGUAAGAACCGCUCUGGUAUUGCCUGUGCCUGGCCCAUUACUGCGCCUAGGCGAAUGGAGCCGGACCAUGCGCUAGAACAGGUAAUAUGGGCCAUCGCUGUUAUCGAACCGCAGUUUUGGGGUCGUUUGCCUAUGCGUAUUGCAGUACACACCUGCUCGCCUUCCUCGACUGCCGCGUACAGAACGCCUCGCCCAUGCAUUCGACAUUCGUUCUAUUGCAUGCGCGUACCCCAUCGCAUAGAACUACAGUCUCAAAAUGGUCCAAAUGGAUCCGUCAGGUUCCUGAUAAUGAGCUCUUUUGGUGUGUCCUAAUCCCUAUGCGAUUAGCUCGACUCCUUUCCCACGUGGCAAGGGACUUUUUCGACGAAUACCCGUCGAGUUGGCAUUGUAUAUAACCUUUAGUGGCUGCACCUCUCCCUUCGAUUGUCGAAGAACCAUCCCACUUCUACUUUCGUUAAUAC
Messenger RNA from Aaosphaeria arxii CBS 175.79, 557 nucleotides. RefSeq lists its product as uncharacterized. The transcript has a single exon. Lineage: Eukaryota; Fungi; Ascomycota; Dothideomycetes; Pleosporales. The record is from RefSeq and is a predicted model, not a curated record. Bases 183 to 491 code for a protein of 102 amino acids.